This is a messenger RNA of Dovyalis caffra, 351 nucleotides long. The record is from the annotation of a GenBank genome assembly. NCBI's taxonomy places the organism in Eukaryota, Viridiplantae, Streptophyta, Magnoliopsida, Malpighiales, Salicaceae.
AUGAUUAGAAGGCCUCUGCGAAACCACUACGAAACCUUGAAUCCACAUCCAACUAUACCUAACUCCUCUAUUUAUCGCAACCAUCAACAUCCACCAAUAGCUGCUGCUGCAUCACCUUCUCUACUGACCCCCUUUCAUAGACAAAUGCAAAAACACUUAUUAAAAAAGAAUCAAGAGAGGAUUGAAGCUAUUGCGAAGAAGAAGGAGGGAGGGAAUGCAUUGUUCAAGGCUGGCAAAUAUGAAAGAGCCUUGAGAAGAUAUAAGAAGGCAACAAACUUUAUUGAGUAUGACUUAUCUUUCAUCGACAAAGAGAAGAAGCAAUCAAAGGAGCUGAAGUUUCUGCAAGCUUAA